This is a messenger RNA of Thrips palmi, 1641 nucleotides long. RefSeq names its product corepressor interacting with RBPJ 1. Gene Ontology annotation, molecular function: transcription corepressor activity. Gene Ontology annotation, biological process: negative regulation of DNA-templated transcription. The transcript has 6 exons. Gene Ontology annotation, cellular component: nucleus. NCBI's taxonomy places the organism in Eukaryota, Metazoa, Arthropoda, Insecta, Thysanoptera, Thripidae. The coding region runs from base 194 to 1543 and encodes 449 amino acids. The record is from RefSeq and is a predicted model, not a curated record.
GUUGAGCACAACUCCUUAGCGGAAUGCGGCUAUGGCCUAUCAGCAUUCAUUCGCUCUCUCUUCGUUUAGUCGCAGAAAGCACGUAGUGCGAAAGAAAAUAGUUUUGUGUGUACAUUGCUAGUUUGGUGAAUCUUGUAUAUUAGCAAGAAACAGCGCAUUCUUUCCCGUCCACUAGAAUCCUACAUCAUUCAAAAUGGGGAAAGGGUUUAAUAAUUAUAUGUGCAAGAAGUUCUUCCAUCCUGCCUCUCGAGAUAACCUCAAACGAGUAUGGAUGGCUGAACAGCAAACAGAGUCAUACAAGAAAAAGCAGGAGGAACUCAGAGUUCAAUAUGAAAAGGAGCAGGACUUGUAUACUAACAAAGCUAUUAUGAGCAAAGAAAGCAAAGAAAAGCUCAGUGUUAAUUUUCUUUAUGAACCUCCACCUGGCACCAAGAAAGACAGAGAACGUGAAGAUGAUGAACCAGAAUUCAAGUUUGAGUGGCAACGGAAAUACAAUGCUCCUCGUGAGAGCUAUUGCAAGGGUGACCAAGAAAUCAGAGACCAGCCGUUUGGUAUUCAAGUUCGAAAUGUAAGAUGCAUCAAAUGUCAUAAAUGGGGGCACAUUAAUACUGAUAAGGAGUGUCCAAUGUAUAAUCAAGCUGCAGGAGGUGGAGAGACUGGGUCCAAUUUAAAUCCGUCAGAUCUCAUUAGACAAAUGAGAGAGGAUGGUCUUGCCAUGAAAAAAGGUGCUGUUGGGCUACUUGAAUUGCCUGGUGGACCCUCGCAUGUUACCAAUCAGCAACUCAUUCCAUCUAGUGAUGAGGAUGAAGAACACAUGAAUGAAACUGAACUCAAGUUUCUGGAAGGACUAUCUACAAAGAAAAAAUUAAAACUUCUAAGGAAACUGGAAAAAAUGGAAAAGAAAAAGAAGAAGAAGAAUAAGAAAGAUAAGAAGAAAAAGGAAAGUUCCAGAAAGAAGAACGGGAGUGAUUCUGGUGGUAGUGAAAGUGAAAGUGACUCUUCCCCAAGUCGGAAAAAAAGGAAAAGAAAUGUCCAAAACAGCACCGAAAACCACUUUGAAAAUAAAGUUAAAAUCAAGCAAGAAAAGAAAGACAUGGAAAAUGAACUGUACUUCGUCUUAGGGCGUAAAAUGGACUUUGAAGGACCACCUCAAAACCACUCAAAAUCAGCAACAAAUGUCCACCACCAGAAUGGCUCAAGUUCUCGGAAAAGAAUAUCUAGAUCGAACAGUAGAAGUAGAAGCAGGUCCAGAAGCCCAUCACAGGAUAAAAGAAAGUAUGCUCCAAGAAUCAAGGAAGACCCAGAUGAUCCCAAAAGACACAGAAAUGUUGAGCCAAGGAAACGGUCCCGAUCCCCUGCCGGAUCGCCAUUAAAUUCAAGAAAUAAGCAUGACAAGAGUUCCAGAGUGAGAGAAAGACCCUCAUCUAGAGAUAGGAACAGAAGAAUAUCUCGCUCAAGGAGCAGAGAGCCGCGUCGCCGGUCAAGAACUCCGACUUAUCGAGACUCGAGCAAUAGACAUCAAUCAAGCCACAGAUAUCAUUAGAGCUUUUGUUAAUUUGUUACCAUGAAAUAUGGACAAUGUCCAAAUGUACAAUGAAGGGUUAAUAAAGUACAUAAAGUACACAUGUAAUUUUUUGAAAA